AUUCUGUGUGAACCACAUUAAAUUUAUUCCUGUCAUUAUUAAAGAUCAUGUAUGUGCCGAGGUUUGCCCAUCCAUCGUCUUUUCAGGGGUUUACGAGAAUGGAAAUGUCACGUGUCCCCCUCGGUACUACUUCUGUGCCGAGACGGAAGGGUGCGCUGUAUGUAAGAAGGAGAACAAUCCUUGUCCAGCCGGUUUGGUUUAUUGUGUGGAAGAAGAAGUGUGCGCCGUCAACUGCUCACAAACUGACCAGUGUACACCAGGUUUUGUAUUCUGUGAAGACAUGCAAGUCUGUCUGCCAUCGUGUAAUAGCACUGUUUUCUGUUCCACGAACGAGAUUUUCUGUCCCAGAACACAAAGUUGUUCCAACAUUUCGGAGUGUUAUCAAAACGAAUCGUCUUGUAGUUUCACGUUGAACGUUACUUCAACUUCUAUUACGUGUUUACGAGAAGAAGCUUGUCCCCAGGACUCCUCGUGCUGUCCCAGCGAGAAUGGAUUGCCCAUCUGCGUGACGGCCUCGGGAGUUCCUCUUACUACAGACGAAGUACCUUAUCCCACGAUUGCUAUGUUUACUGACACUCUAGACGCUGUGGAAAUUACUUUUACGACCGCGUUAACUCCACAGGGACCACUCAAUUGUUCGAAAGUGUUUGACGAAAGAAGUUUAAAACUGUUUGGUCAAGACCCUGGAUGUGUUAGUGUAGCAGACACUCUGGUGGUUCAGCUUGGACGAGAAGCUUUGGUAGAACCUGGUGACCUGCUUUCGCUUCAACCUGGUAACGAAAUAUAUAACCGAGACGGGUCAUCACCAGAAAAGUUUGAAGCUACUGGGAACAUGAAGCUAGAGGACGCCACUAGUCCGCUUACUCCAUAUUUCGAACUGUUCGGCCCGAGGGAGGUCUGUGGAGGAACUAUUAAUAUUACUGUGGUGGACGUUUCGGCGGACGCUAGCCAUGAAAUGGAAUAUUUUCGAAGUAUUUUCCCCAUGGAUACGUCAGAUCCGACUAUAUAUUUCGGUCUCCACGUGUUAGAACUGGAAAUUUCUCGACAACAGAACACAGAUCCCAGAUUGUUGUCAUUUUCAAGUAAUCAGCUAAAAGACGACAUCGACUACAUCAUCAUAUUCACGGCCAGGAAUCGUCUGGGAAUAGAAACCUACCUUCCUACAAUUCACAAAGUGAGGCGAACAACUAAGCCACUGGCUCUUACACUUAUAGGCCCUAAACUUGUGGACUCUUACGAUGAUGUCACCUUUUCUGUAUCUGUUGAUGUCUGCGCAGACGUAAAUACUGCAACGUCUGAAUUUCAGUUCACGUGGUCAACGGAUAGUACUGAGUUCAGUUUAGCAGCUUACUCGGGAAGUAGCGUAACAAUCACUAAUGAACAUCUGGUUGGUGGUAAAUCAUACGCUAUUUCCGUUUCCGUCUCUGUGAAUGGAAGCAACGCUUUACGAGGAGAAGCCAGUAGCUCAUUUUAUGUUAAGAAACCUUCACUUAGCCCCUGGAUAGACCCCGAAAGCCUCGUUGUUGGAGACCAAACACCAUACUUUGUACUAGAAGGUACCCCUUACCUAAACGUCGAUCCCACGACAGCCACUCAGGAAAACGUUUUGGUCGAGUGGUCAUGCAGCCGACAGAUGGCGUCAACUUCUUGUUUUAAUACAACUGUAGUAACCAAUGAAAAUACACUAAUUGUUCCGAGUGGACUAUUAGAACCCGAGAGCUACAACAUAACCUUCAAGGCCACAAGAAGUCUAUUUGAAGCUAAGGCACAAUCUCGUGUAACUGUCCGACCGGGUAACGUGCCUCUUGUUCAUGUGAAAAGAUCUGAGGUUGGACCCGUCAGUCCUACUGAAAGGCUGGUAAUCAAUGGUUAUAUCACUAGUGAUGUCUAUGUGAAAGUAUGGUGGGAGGGCGUAGUCGAAAAAGAGUUCGCCACAACUUCUCUUGACGGACUAACGCCUUCUUUCGAAUCAAGAAAUUACUCUAACCCUGUGGUCAAACGUCCAUUUCCUUUGUUGAUCCCAGCUGCUAAUGCUGAAUGGCCUGGACUUAUGGGUGGCACUCGUUAUAAGUUUGCUUUAAUAGCAGAACCAAUGAAUGGGGGAGAACGUGGUCGUGCCGAAAUAAUUGUAGAAACAGACCAACCUCCAACUGGAGGGAGUUUUCAGGUAGAGCCACCAUCUGGAGUUGCAUUACAAACGCCUUUCACUAUGAACGCCACGAAAGGAUGGAAAGACAAUCCUCAAGACUACCCCCUGAAAUACACUAUUUCAUAUCAAAUAAAUGAUGAAGAUCCAGGAACUCCAGUAAAAAUAUUUACUGGAAUACCACCUUUUAUUGAAAAUGUUAUUCUGCCAGGAGGUGAGACAACUCGGGCCUUAGCCACUGCAAAAGCAGCAGUUAUGUUAGGAGACAGCCAAUCAAAGACUUUGUUUCAAGAUGUUGUAGAUAAAAUAGCUGAAACAUACAAUACUGGGGAAGACCCAGCGGUAGCCAGAACUUCAGCCAUCGCUCUGAGAAGUGAGAAGCCAGAAUUUGAUUUCUUAGUUGGAGAAUAUUUGGUAUUAGCAUCACUGGACGAUGAUGAAAACAACCAGGUUAGUCUGGGCUCUGACGUCAUCGGUACUUAUAGCAUAUGGCAGUCCAACGAUCAGUUUUAUUAUAGCGCAUGCGUGGGCUCAGCUGAAAUAAUGUCUGAUUUAGCUAAGCAAGUUGCCGGAGAAAGUCUACGUGGACCAUUAAUUCUGCUUCAGUUUUAUAACCCCGUUACCGGCAGCCAGAUGGCUAUGGAGCCACUCUCGGUUCCAAUGACUUUCAAGAUUCCUGUUGAAAAUGUCGAAGUUGAUGAAGGCGACAUGCUUGCG
Messenger RNA from Limulus polyphemus (Atlantic horseshoe crab), 2863 nucleotides. RefSeq lists its product as uncharacterized. Lineage: Eukaryota; Metazoa; Arthropoda; Merostomata; Xiphosura; Limulidae. The transcript is spliced from 14 exons. The annotation marks the transcript as partial. The record is from RefSeq and is a predicted model, not a curated record.